AUGCAGGAAGCUCACCAGAAACUAGAUAUAAGCGAUGCCGUUGAAAUGCCAAGUACAUCAGCUAUGAGGCAACUUAUUCAUCGCAUUCGUAAAAAAGAAUUACCAGUGGAAUCAAAUUCUGCGAUAGAUUUGAUAAUCCCAGAUAACCUAAAGGUCACGCAAACUGGGGAAAAGGGCUUUCUUUUGUUUGACACGAAAGUAGACAGCGACACUUUGAAUGAACGAAUCGAAGAGGAUGGGGACGAGGAAGAGGAUGAGCUCCAAGAGAGAAUUAGAGCUUUCGGUGGUGACGAUAAUUCACGAAGAUUAGCCGACUUUGAUAUCUGGUUUUUAGAUGGGACAUUUAAAACUUGUCUACGACUUUUCUAUCAGUUAUAUAGUAUCCAUUGCAGGUUCGAAGAACAAAUUUUCCCAGUUGAUUAUACGCUGCUGACUGAGAAAACAACACAUAUAUAUUCAUCAAUGCUAGAACACUUAACUUCGGUUUUAGAAUCAAAAGAAAUUCAAUUAAACCCUACAUUCUUUGUAGUAGAUUUUGAGUUGUCUAGCAUCAAAGCCCUCCAAGAAAAAAUUUCCCGAAGCAAGAAUAUCGGGAUGCUUUUUUCACCUAUGUCAAAGUACUUACCGAAGUAUUCAAAAGAACGACCUUGUUGA
Molecule: messenger RNA, 654 nt
Organism: Octopus sinensis (East Asian common octopus)
Lineage: Eukaryota; Metazoa; Mollusca; Cephalopoda; Octopoda; Octopodidae
Exons: 1
Coding region: 1-654 (217 amino acids)
Source: RefSeq, a predicted model, not a curated record